CAGUUUUCUUCUUCUUUGGGUAUAACGAAGAUUCGAUCAAGUUUUAUUUUGUUUUCCUUUCUUCAUAUAAGCCUAACUCCUAAGAAAGUAAACGAUGAUGAUGAUGAAGCUUGAGACAAGUUAUUAGUCUGAAUUGAAGAAGAAAGAAGAAGAAGAAGAAGAAAUAAAACAAUUUAACAAAGAAGAAAUUGAGAACUAGAGAGAUAACAGCCAUGGAGAUCAAGUCAUACCAAACUCAAGCAGAGCAGUUUGUUGAACACUAUUUAUUAGCAGAUCCAUUUCUUCCAUACACUUCUGUUGUUGCUGGAAUCUGUCUCAGCAAAUUGGUAUAUGAUCUUACGGAAUUAUUCAGCUCAAUUCAUAUCAAAUCAUACUCAGCUCUCAGAAAAAUAAAGAGAAUUGAAUGGAACAACAGGGGGAUAUCUACAGUCCAUGCGAUCUUUAUCUCAUUCAUGGCACUAUACUUUGUGUUUUUCUCUGAUUUCUUUUCUGACCAAACAAAUCUUCAAGUCCUUAUGGUUUUUCGUAGCUCGCCUCUCUCCAACUUCGGUUUAGGAGUAUCAGUUGGUUACUUUCUUGCGGAUCUUGGAAUGAUCUUUUGGUUGUACCCUUCUUUAGGAGGAUCAGAAUAUAUUUUCCAUCACUGCUUAUCUGGAACAGCAGUAGCGUAUUCUCUCUUCUCUGGAGAGGCUCAGCUUUACACAUACAUGGUUUUAAUCUCUGAAUUGACUACACCAGAGAUUAAUCUUAGAUGGUACCUUGACAUUGCUGGUUUGAAGCGAUCUAAUGCUUAUCUUAUUAAUGGAGUUGCUAUUUUCUUUGCUUGGUUGACAGCAAGAAUUCUUCUGUUCGUCUACAUGUUUUACCAUGUCUACGUACACUAUGAUCAGGUGAUACAGAUGCAUACGUUCGGUUAUCUACUGGUUUUCGUUGUACCGAUAGCAUUGAGUGUCAUGAACUUGAUUUGGUUUGGUAAGAUAGUGAAGGGAUUGAAGAAAACACUUGAGAAAAGACAGUGAAGAAACAAAAAAUAGUCUUUAUAUUCUUACUUUGUUAAUGUAAAUAUAAAAGCUCUUAUGAUGAUGAAUUUUUACAGGCUCAAAGGCAACAAAAUAGUGGUUUUUUUACUAAUAACUUUUAUACAUGCUUAAACACAAAUAAUAUCUCAGAAAUUACUUCUGAAUUUUAUUAA
Molecule: messenger RNA, 1192 nt
Organism: Capsella rubella
Lineage: Eukaryota; Viridiplantae; Streptophyta; Magnoliopsida; Brassicales; Brassicaceae
Product: transmembrane protein 56
Exons: 8
Coding region: 213-1019 (268 amino acids)
Biological process (GO): lipid homeostasis
Cellular component (GO): membrane; endoplasmic reticulum
Source: RefSeq, a predicted model, not a curated record